CCGUUUUGCUCAUCUAAUUAAUUAAAAAGUUCUCAGCAAGGGAGGUGGGAGGUUUAAAACGGAAGAGGGCGGUGACUCGAUUCUCCUCGGACGCCCCGGAGAUCCCGGUUCAGUGUCCUCCAAAUCUCUCGUCUCUUUUCUUUCAUCUCUUCAUCUCUUCUCUCUUCCAAGCGAGUCAUACAUCCGCUUCCAUGAAAGGAAACAAAGGGAGAUCGACCCUCGUGGUCCUGGGGAGGACCAAGCUUGGCCUCCCCGCCGUGCUCCUCUUCUGCUCCCUCUUUUGCCUCGCCGGCUUCUUCGGAUCCAUUCUCCUUUCCCAGAAUAUUCCGGUUGGUGGAGUGCCGCGGGUGAGGGUGCUGGAGGAGCUCGAGGAAGAGGGGGAAUGGCGGGCCAUGGCCCACGGGGAGACUGGUGAAUCUAUGAUCUCAUCGAUCCCGUUUCAGGUUUUGAGCUGGAAACCUCGUGCAUUAUAUUUUCCAGAAUUUGCAACAGCAGAACAGUGUCAGGCUGUAAUGCGAAUCACAAAGUCAAAGCUUAGGCCAUCAACAUUGGCGCUACGGAAAGGAGAAACUGAAGAGAACACUAAAGGAAUAAGAACAAGUUCUGGCACUUUCAUCAGUGCAUCGGAAGAUCCAACUAGAGUCUUGGACUAUAUUGAACGAAAAAUUGCUAGGGCUACAAUGAUCCCAAGAGACCACGGGGAGUCAUUCAAUGUCUUGCGCUAUGAGAUUGGGCAGAGGUAUGCUGCACAUUAUGAUGCAUUCAACCCAUCUGAAUAUGGUCCGCAGAAGAGCCAGAGGGUAGCUUCUUUCUUACUGUACUUAUCGGAUGUUGAAGAAGGGGGAGAAACUAUGUUUCCUUUUGAGAAUGGAUUAAAUAUGGACAUUGGUUAUGAUUAUGAGAAGUGCAUUGGUUUGAAGGUGAAACCACGCCAAGGGGAUGGUCUUUUAUUUUAUUCGCUGUUUACAAAUGGCACAAUUGACCCAACAUCACUUCACGGUAGCUGUCCGGUGAUUAAAGGUGAGAAAUGGGUGGCGACAAAGUGGAUCAGAGAUCGCACUAAAGAGCUAAUGUAAUUUUUACCAUAUGCUUCAAUUUUAGAGAAUCUCUCCCCCUUUUUUUCCGCAGUCAUGUGUUUAAAUUUAUAUGUUCACAAUGUAUGGGCAUCUUGGCGUAUUAAAUGUAACUUAUAGAAAAGCCACUGAUUUGGAAGAGUAAAAUCCUGUCAAUAUCCAAUUUAAAUAUGAAAUCUCCCCAUCUGAAUCAAA
This is a messenger RNA of Phoenix dactylifera (date palm), 1268 nucleotides long. RefSeq names its product putative prolyl 4-hydroxylase 9. The record is from RefSeq and is a predicted model, not a curated record. Gene Ontology annotation, cellular component: endoplasmic reticulum. Lineage: Eukaryota; Viridiplantae; Streptophyta; Magnoliopsida; Arecales; Arecaceae. Gene Ontology annotation, biological process: peptidyl-proline hydroxylation to 4-hydroxy-L-proline. Gene Ontology annotation, molecular function: L-ascorbic acid binding; iron ion binding; procollagen-proline 4-dioxygenase activity.